Messenger RNA from Drosophila pseudoobscura, 1637 nucleotides. RefSeq names its product tyrosine 3-monooxygenase/tryptophan 5-monooxygenase activation protein epsilon (gene 14-3-3epsilon). The transcript is spliced from 4 exons. Gene Ontology annotation, biological process: intracellular protein localization; signal transduction; regulation of mitotic cell cycle. The coding region runs from base 126 to 914 and encodes 262 amino acids. Gene Ontology annotation, cellular component: cytoplasm. NCBI's taxonomy places the organism in Eukaryota, Metazoa, Arthropoda, Insecta, Diptera, Drosophilidae. The record is from RefSeq and is a predicted model, not a curated record. Gene Ontology annotation, molecular function: phosphoserine residue binding.
GGUAUUUUCCAUUGAUAAUUCCGCGGUCACACUGGUAGCAAGUAAAUUAAUUCGACGCCGCACGUACCGGGAGCAUUUAAAUAAUUUUUUCUGUGGAUUAAUUUAACUAAAAAGGAUUAAACAUCAUGACUGAACGCGAGAACAAUGUGUACAAGGCAAAAUUGGCUGAGCAGGCCGAGCGCUACGAUGAAAUGGUCGAGGCCAUGAAGAAGGUCGCUUCCAUGGACGUCGAGCUGACUGUCGAGGAGCGUAACUUGCUGUCCGUCGCAUACAAGAAUGUGAUCGGAGCCCGACGUGCUUCAUGGCGUAUCAUCACCUCGAUCGAGCAGAAGGAGGAGAACAAGGGGGCCGAGGAGAAGCUGGAGAUGAUCAAAACCUACCGCGGCCAGGUGGAGAAGGAGCUGCGCGACAUCUGUUCGGACAUACUGAAUGUGCUCGAGAAACAUCUCAUUCCAUGCGCCACAUCCGGCGAAAGCAAAGUAUUCUACUAUAAGAUGAAGGGUGACUACCAUCGCUAUUUGGCCGAGUUCGCCACCGGCUCGGACCGCAAGGAUGCGGCAGAGAACUCGCUGAUUGCCUACAAGGCAGCUAGCGACAUUGCCAUGAACGAUCUGCCCCCAACACACCCCAUUCGCUUGGGCUUGGCAUUGAACUUCUCGGUGUUCUACUAUGAGAUUCUCAACUCGCCGGAUCGUGCAUGCCGCUUGGCGAAAGCCGCUUUCGACGAUGCCAUUGCCGAGUUGGAUACACUGAGCGAAGAGAGCUACAAAGACUCGACACUCAUCAUGCAGCUGCUGCGCGACAACCUCACAUUAUGGACGUCCGAUAUGCAGGCAGAAGAAGUAGACCCCAACGCAGGUGAUGGCGAGCCGAAGGAGCAAAUUCAGGAUGUUGAGGAUCAGGAUGUGUCGUAAUUUAAGUAAACCCCCGCCCUUCCAUUUAAAACACAUAAUAUACCUUCUAAAGUAAAUAUAAUACCAUAUAAUAUAUAUGCAUACAUCAAACCACAACAACACGACAACAGAACAACAACAACCAGAACGAACCACAAAAGAGGUACCAGAAACAGCACUACAAAAGAUCAGCGGCCGAUCCUUUGGAGCAUCGAUAAUCGACAAUCGAGAAAAAACCGAUCGAUAAUCGAUACUUGGGCGUAUUAAAAUUCGUAACAGUAACAGAAAUGAAACGCAAAAACUACAAAAACACUAAACCUAACCAGAAGCAGCGCCACAACACGGACAAGCACAAACAAGAAACACAUUUGGGGCGGCGGCCUGGUAGUAGUGGGCGUGGUAGUUCGCAAUGAAACGUACCCCCACUCCUCAGUGAAGGCAAGCGCGCUGGCAUCCUCUCCCAACAGCAGCAACAACAUCAGCAAGAAACAACUCUACUAAAUUUAACAUUUUGCAUUCGAGAAACAAGGCAUUAUAUUAUAUUUAAAUAAAUAUUAUAUUUAAUUAUGAGAAGCAAAAAACAAACAAAUAAACUUCAUUUAAACCACACGAAAACACACACGAAACAAAAACGAAAACGAAAGCAGCAGGAAAAGAUCGGAGUUGAGAAGCAAACAAUCAGAAAAGAAGGCAAUUUUCAACGCGAGUGUAGUGGCAUGCGCGCAUUCAUUUCGAAAAAAAAAA